Messenger RNA from Austrofundulus limnaeus, 3417 nucleotides. RefSeq names its product TNFAIP3 interacting protein 1 (gene tnip1). The transcript is spliced from 17 exons. Bases 133 to 2025 code for a protein of 630 amino acids. Lineage: Eukaryota; Metazoa; Chordata; Actinopteri; Cyprinodontiformes; Rivulidae. Gene Ontology annotation, biological process: negative regulation of canonical NF-kappaB signal transduction; regulation of transcription by RNA polymerase II; cellular response to lipopolysaccharide. The record is from RefSeq and is a predicted model, not a curated record.
GGUGGAAUUUCCCAGGUUACGGCAUAGACUCAGUAGACUACUUCCGUAAUAGAUGUCUGUCUGGCCAGCCAGAAGAGAGGCCACUACGAGCUGAAAGUUCAGAGGACCAUGUGUAGGAAGUGAGCGACGGCAAUGGAUGGGAAAGGUCCGUAUCGCAUCUAUGACCCGGGUGGGAGUGAGGUCAAAGCCAGGGAUGAGGCCGUGGGGGGUAGCAGCUAUCGACAGCUGCUGGAGGAGAACAGCAUGCUGCGGGAGCGGAUGAAGGGACUGAAGAGCCUAGGCGACUUGCUGGAGGAGUCUCAGUCGGAGGCGUCGCGCCUUCGGCAGCGAGUGGAGGAACUGGUGAGAGACAACGAAGCCUUGAAGUCCUCCAGCUUCGCCGCCAGCCUGUGCAUGGGUGGACCCGCUCAGACCGAGACACAAAGCAAACCCUGUUUACACUCGACUGCAGAGAAGGAGGAGCAAAUGAGCUGUUUAGGGAAGACCCUUCAACCUGAGAAGCCCAGUGCCGGGCUGGUGGCAGGGGCGAUCCCCCAACAGCUUCCUCAGGAGAACAACGAGCUGGCGAGCCAGCUGAAGAGACUCGAGAGUUCCUUUAGCAUAUUCGCCGAGGAGUCCAACCCCAACCAGCUCCUGGCUCACCUCGGCCGCAUGGCUGUGGAGUUCCACCACCUCUCCUCCAAGGUCCAAAAGAACGAGCAGAGGACCUCCCUCUUACAGACUCUCUGCGAGCAGCUCAGACAGGAGAACAAUGAGCUUCGAAAGAAAAUGGAAGAAGAUCAUCAUAUCAGGAACCGAGACUUGGAACAGCUGAGACAGGAGAAUCAGAAACUGAAGGAGCUGGUCACGGGAGGAGUGGCGGUAACCGUGGCGCCAUCCGACACCGAGACUCCCGAGGCCAAAGACGAGCCGGUUAAAGAGGAGUCUUCUGCUGUCCGACCUAAAAUGGAGGUCAGCACACCACAGAAGAGUGGAAAAUCUAUUGAGAAAAACCCAGCGAAACCAUGUGACAUCGAGGUGUAUGAAAAGAAGAUCAAGCUUUUGGAGAAGCAGAGAAAGGAUGUUCUGGAGGUGAACAAGCAGUGGGACAUUCAGUGGAACUCCAUGAAGUCACAGUUUGAGCAGAAGAUCACAGACCUCCGGCAGCGACUGGCCGACUCCCAGAAAACUGUGCAGGAACUGGAGGCCGAGCGAGAGCAGAGGCAACGCGACUACGACAAGAAGCUGCUGCUGGCCAAGUCCAAAAUUGAAAAUGUACAGGGGGAGAAGGAGUGUUUAAACUCUGAGACCACAGAGCUGAAGCAGAAGAUUCGCUACCUGCAGGAUCAACUGCUGCCGCUCAGCAAGCAGAGGGAGUACCAGGAGAAGGAGAUCCAACGCCUGAACAGGGCCUUAGAAGAAGCCUUAAACAAGCUCUCCCAACAACCUCCUGGUCAGGGCAACUUUGCAGACGCAGCCAACGACCUGAAGAAGCAGGAGCUCCUCACACAAAUCGCUGUACUAAAAGAGCAGGUGAAAAUCUUUGAGGAGGACUUCAGAAAAGAACGGAGCGACCGGGAGCGAAUGAAUGAGGAGAAAGAAGAUUUGAGGCGACAAGUUGAAAGYCUCCAGGGUCAGAUUACUAAUUUAACAAAUCAGCUUCAUCAGGCUCAGAAUGAGUGUCAGAGAGAACGCACAGAGAGAUAUAAGGUGGAGAGACAGCAGAUGCAGCAUCAUAAACAGGUGGGAACCCAGGGCCUUGAAGGCUGGCCCGUUAAUUUACCUCCCCGGAUGCCCAAUGCAGCCGGCGCCACAGCAGCAGCAGCAGCAGCAGCAGCAGCAGCAGCAGCAGCGCCGCCCCCUGCUCGAGACUUCCAGCCUGGUAACUCUGGAUUUCCCUGGCAGAUGUCAUUCCCUCAACGAGGGGCCAGAGCAGUAGGAGAAAGUUCAAGACCCCCACCAGAGAACGCAGAUUCGUCGGCAGCAGCCACAGCAACAGGGUUCGGAAAAAGGGAGAGACAGAACAUAGACCCCGGAAAGCACUAAAGCAUCACCCCCUGCCUCCCCCUCCUAAAUCCCCCACCCCCAAACGGAGUCUGGGUAGUAGCAUGAAAUUGUUUUUAAGUUGGCAAGGUGUGAUUGAGAUAUAAUUUUCCUACUGAACUGUAGAUAUCCUAUUGUAUUGUUGUUUAUACUUGCGUUUUAUAAGGCUAUUUGUGAAACACUUCGCUAUUCUGAUUAUAUAUAUAUACAUUCGAUUUUUUUAUCAGGAACUUUGGUCAUUUGUUAAAUGGGUUGGAAUAAUUAAUGCUUUUUUGUUUUGUUCGUUUUUUUUUCUUCCAUAAAAUCUACCAAUGUAAUUGUCUCUCUGCAAGUAUGUACCAACUUAAUACUUAACUUUGUGACUUGUAGAGUUACAGAAAGCCAUUCCCCAAUACGACCCAAGACYACGCGCGCUCAUUCCAGCAAUGAAUGAUUUAUUUUAGGUACACCGAAGCGUAGAAUUUAACAAUGUGAACGUUGAUUGAUUUGAGGAUUUCUACGGUGCCAUUGAUGUUAUAGAGCUGUCUAAUAUGUGUAACUGUUCAAAAGUGGUUGUUGAAAUACAAAAACCUGGGGAAAUGAAUUUUGAUGAUAUCGUACCAAAAAAAAACCUGAUUGUGAUUACUAAUAAUUUAUUUAUAACCUGCUGUUUUGAUAGUUGCAUUGACUAAGUGUAAAUCAUUGUCUUUAGUAAUGCUGUUCUUUCUAUAUUGUUAGUGUAAUCCCAAUAUAUUGUAGCUCUUGACAUUGUAUGUUUGUAUCAGACACAAUGCACAGCACAUACAGCCUUUUUCUUUUGCCCCAUGAUGAUGGACCUAAUCUCAUUAUACAACACUUCUGCUUGGUUUGACCACAGCUUUGAUAGUUUUUUUUCUCCCCCCAUUCAUCUUCCUGCAUCCUGUAUUCAUUUAUAAUGAGGUUCCAGCACCAAUAUCAGAAGGCAGCAGUUGGGACUUUUUUUAUCAGAUGCGUCAGGUUUAAACUUGCUGACUGUGUUACAGCUGCUCCUCAGAGGGGGAAACCUSUACAGGAAUGUCCGGCUUCAAACGCCGCAACUCAAAAAUCAGAUUGAAGACUUGCUUGUUUUUAACCCUAACUCCCAGUUUUGAGUUUCUGUAUUUCAAAUAGACGAAGGGCUUUAAAAAAAGUGUGAAUAGGACUUUUGGAAGAAAAAAAAAACUAAUGAAUUUAAAAAAUGGGAGAAAAAUAAACCCUUGAUUGGUGAGGGCUGAGAUGAGACAUGAGCAGAGUUGCACUUUGAAGGUAUGCUGUAAUUUCUGGCAGUUGUAUUUUCCUGGUUUAUAGCCUUUUUUUUUUGGUUUGUUUUGCUGUAGGCAAAAAGCACAUGUAAGACUUUUUGUAUUUGACUGGCUUAAUAAAUAUAUUCUAAAUGUC